AUGAUCAUUAAUGGCUUCCAUCCUCAGGAGUUUGAGCACCCUCAACUAGGUCCAAUUAUUGGAAAAAAGCGAAACGAGCAUGUUGUUCAGUUUCGUAGCAUUCCAUACGGUCAUGUUGCUGCACGUUUCCGACACGCCACAUUGAUCAGCGAGCUACCACCGAAACAGCGCACGUUCACGGAAUACGGCCAUGCUUGUCCUCAAACCGAACAGGGCAUGGAGCCAUUUGGCGGUCCAAUCCCAGGGGACAAAAAACGAGAAUACGAUGAGUUUUCCUGCCUCAACCUGACCAUCACAGCACCAGUGUCGGUUUUGAAGUCUGGGAGUACCCAAAAAGUACCGGUCAUGGUAUACGUCCAUGGUGGAGGCUUUACAGUUGGCGCGCAUUAUGGUGGCCCUAAUGAUACAACAAGAAUGGUGACACAAGCAUGCGAGGACUCGAGACCCAUCAUCGUAGUGAGCAUCCACUACCGACUUCAUUUCCUGGGAUUCCUGGCGUGCCAGGCAAACCCCUGCAACUUUGCAUUAUACGACCAACGUCUGGCCUUCCAAUGGGUCCAGAAGUUCAUUUCGGGCUUUGGCGGUGACAUCAACAGGAUCACCGCAUUCGGCGAAAGCGCUGGCAGUUCCUCACUCGCCUUCCACCUGAGCUCCAACGUCCCCCUCUUCGAUCGAGCUAUUCUGCAAUCCGGAACUGCAUCUGCAAUCAGUCCCAAGCCCCUUGCAAACAAGGAAGAAGAAUAUCAGGCACUCCUUAGUUUCUGUGGGAUCAGUCUGGAUGAUCCUCAGCGCCUCGAGAAGCUCAGAGCUGUGCCAACUGCCAAGAUUGUCGAGGCAGCCUCGUCUAUCAACAAGGCAGCCUUUUCACCACUGGCCGACAAAAGCUUCUUUCCAAUCAUUCCCAAUUACCUCAAUCAUGCUCAGAUAGUAUCCAAUUGCUCUUGGAUAGAUGCUAUCAUUACGGGCGAUACAGUCUUUGAAGGCUAUCUGUUUGCACACAACCUCUUUGGUGUGCGAUCUGAGGUCUUUUACCAACACGUGGAAAAUGCGCUUGGAGCAGAGAAUGCCAAGAGAGUAUUAGAGAUAUAUGAAAUAUCCAGAACCAUGGACCAGAACCUGUUCUGGACCAGGUUAUGCACAUUCUGUGGUGAUGUCAUGUUCUCCUUACCUUGCCACAUCCUAUCAAAAGAGCUAUGGCAGAGUGGUAAGAAACAAUAUCGUUGUAUUCUUUCACUGCGUAAUCCAUUCCCCGGUUCCUUCUUCUCUAACGUCCUUGGCCACCAUUUCAUCGAACUCGUCUACCAAUUCAUGACGUUCAUGGAGCGCUUACCUCUCCAGAGACAGCGCGAUGUCUGCAUCGGUUUUGCGCGACGAUGGGCGGCCUUUGCCUAUAGAGAAGAGCCUUGGCCUCAGUAUACAUGGGUAGAUGAGGCAGUGGCAGUGGCAGAUUCCCGGGAGGGCUGGGUCGUGCGGUCACGAGUGAAGGACUUGGAGGUUUCUGCAUAUGACGAAGGCGGCCAGCGUCGCUAUGAGAAGUGGGAAGCAUUGGAUGAGGUGUUUCGCUCACUAGGGGAGAAGGCGCCUGCAGCGAUUGAAGCUCUUAGUUUCCCGACAUUAGUAACUUUGGGAAACAAGCAACUAGAUCUUGAUGUUAUUUAG
Molecule: messenger RNA, 1659 nt
Organism: Fusarium odoratissimum NRRL 54006
Lineage: Eukaryota; Fungi; Ascomycota; Sordariomycetes; Hypocreales; Nectriaceae
Exons: 6
Coding region: 1-1659 (552 amino acids)
Source: RefSeq, a predicted model, not a curated record